This is a messenger RNA of Symbiodinium sp. CCMP2456, 759 nucleotides long. NCBI's taxonomy places the organism in Eukaryota, Dinophyceae, Suessiales, Symbiodiniaceae. The record is from the annotation of a GenBank genome assembly.
AUGGCGGGUGGCCUCUCCCUGCCGAUGACAGCUUCGUAUGCUGCAUGGCUUGACUUCCGGUCUCCCGAAGACGAUGAGUCUGGCUGCUGGCAGCGGCGAUGGGCCGUUCUGUCCCAGGGCUUCCUGUCGUUGUUCCCGGACGACACGUGCACGCGUGCCACCGGCAGGCUUCGUCUUCCGGCCACAGCCCGGGCCCUGGCUUUCGGCGAUCCGCGGAGUCCCGGCAGAGCCGCGAAGCUCCGCGGCCACCGGCCCUGCGGUCUGCUUUUGGAGCUGAACCCAUUAGAGGCGGAGGACGCCGGCGAGCUGCCUUGCGGGGAGUUUCGGCAGCUGCUCCUUUUCGAUGCCUUAGAGUCGGCUGCUCUCAAGGUCUGGCUCGAAAAGCUGAACUCCGCAUCGGGGCAGGCCCGCCAGAGCCUCACAGAAUUUGGCGCAUUGCCGGGCGCAGUGCCUUUCGAUGUGUCGCCGGCCGGCUACCAGUCGCCGCAGAGGGGCCGCUUUUUCCAGAGCGGGGCGAAUGAGAACAACGCCUUCGACAUUGAUGAUUUUAGUGACUACGAGGAUGAUCGGCAUGCGCGGGAGUCGUCGCUGCCGGCACUGGAUGAGAAAGAUUGGACAUCGCCCACGAACCACCCGAAGAGUCGACCCCGACGCAGGAGUGGUAGCAGGGAGGAUCUGCGUGAGGCGAAGCCGCGUGAAGCAGGCGCGACUGCAGAGAGCGGCGAGGGCGCCACGCAGGCCCCAAGCGCCUGCGUCGAG